AUGGCUUCACAAAAUCGCGUCGACUUCGAGUGCUCCGGAGCCCAGGAAUGGACGCUUCCGGGCUACGGAAAGCAAGGUUACUAUCCAUCCCAAGCAACAGCAAAGACCGGAACUGAUCAAGCUAUACCAGAAUCUCCCAAAGCCACUUCGGAUGAGUUUCCCAAACAGCCCCCAGCUGCACCUGCCAAUAAAGGCACUUCCAGCACGCCGGUGCGCCCCGCAGUUGUCCCACGACCAGCACGAGGCCGUGGAGGCUAUCGCGGACGGAUUGGAUGCUCAAGCGGGGUAUCUCCUAAACCAAAUCUUUUUGGAGACUCACCUGCGAAAUCUAAGUGGAGAGGCAAGCUGGAGCCUACGGGCCUCGUCAAACUACCCGCGCCUUUUGGGACCUUCAAAAAUGAAUUCUUCGGCGUUGCAAGAUUGAGCGGCUCGAUCAGGAAGCCACCGGGGGCGCAUGGCCGCUAUGAGGUCUUUGAAGAGAUUAGCCGACGUACAGGUGCCUUCAUAAAGCCGCCCUUCUAUAACGACAAUACCAUCUGCCUAUGGGGCGAGCCGUUUCAGGUUGCAGCUGCAAAAGACAUCAUUCUCACUAUCGUUGCAAAGUGCAACAAUGCGAGCAAGAAGAAGGUAGUUUGGGAGAAGAUUAUGGCGCAUUCAGUCAGUAAAGAAGCUCGCGUGGAGUUGAAGGAGAAAUACAAUGCCAGACUCCAGGUACUGCAAAAGCAACCGGAUUCUUCUUCCGAGUUUUCGGACCUUAUGCUCUUCUUGUGGCCCAAAGAGGGUCCUUCCAUUGUUGACUCCCUAGGUCCGCAGCUCGAGGCCCUCGAUAACAUACGGGUCAAGUUCAAUUGUCACGUCUUUGUUCCAAAAGAUCUCCCUAAUCAUAUCUGUGCUAUGGGGCACAACGAUGAGGCCAUGAGACAGAUCGUCCGACGCCUCAGAACAAAGUGGACUGAGGUUGUUGCCAACUAUGUUGUGAAAGGCAAACUCUACCUCGUCGAGCCCCCAACUGUCAUGAAAAAUAGGAUUGUCGUGAAGAAAGACGCCCGCCUAGCGAGGCCAUUGCUUCGUGGGACCCCACUCCAGGGCUCUGAGGCGCAACGGUGGCCCGAUCGAGCGAGUCUGAUUCAGUCAAAGAAUAAUGCCCGGCUCCUGAGCAUGGUUGAGAGAUGUCUGAAGGGCGUGGUCGUUGUUCGUGGGCACUUGCGUAUGCGGGUCAAUCUCGGCUCGUUUGUACUCGACCAGUACCGUAUUCCGGCGGACGACAAACCAUACUAUGUUCUGGAAGAGUUCAGAGAGAUGAUACUGCACGAGCAGACUAAGGGACGCUUGAUACCAGGCCUCAAGGUCCAUAAAGACGAACUUCUUGCCAGAUGUUACCAGGCUACCCAUCUGCUUCAGCCAUACCUCAGCACGGCACAAUCGCUGAGCAGCGCCGAGCCUGCAUUUUCAGUGAAUUUUGAGUUCUUAGGCCAGAGCAACUCCAUGCUUCGACUGGAGGCAGAGUUCACCAGGAGCCCCGGUGCAUCAGAAUACGAGACCACCCAGCGAAGGUGGCUUAAACCCCGUCAGGACGGCCAAUCUCGCGACAAACGCCCACCCCUGCAGGUAGCCGUCGUUGACUUCGAAAAGUCUGACUGGCAGCUCGAGUUGAAGUCUCUCGAAUUUUACCAGGCCAGUUCGAUUGAUGCUGCAUUGAGAGAUUUUGCAGGCACUAUUAAGUUCAGAAGCACCGCUACGAUGCACGAUAUUUCGGCCAAGCCUGAGAGAAAGGUCGAAUUCUCUCAAUCCGCGCCGGUGGCUAGAUUUAUCGAGAAGUCCGCCAUUCGUUACAAAAUCAAAGGGACCAACUAUACCCUAGAGAUUGCUCGCUACGAUGAGUAUAGCCGUGCAAAUGCGUCAGCGUUGUCCAAUAAGCUGCCUGCUAGUUAUGCGGGCCCAUUCACCACGGAGCCUAAUACUUCUUGGGGCGCAUCAUUGUUCGACCCUCACUGGGACAAUCUCUUGGGUGAGCAUGCCAAUUUGGCUAUCGGGCAUGCUGCUCAGUAUGACUCAAGUCUGGAGAGCUUUUUCCCGGCAAGAGGGGCAGGGGGCAAUUCGGAGAAAAGCCAAGGGUUCUGGGCGUUUGUCGACACGGUGAAGCAGGUUGCGGGACUAAUGGGUCCUGUACGGACCACCGCAACCUCUUCUGGAGAGAAGUCUCGGCUUGGGGCCAAUUCUGCCAUGAGCGUCAAGCCCACGACGGUUCAGGACCGAUCGAGCGACUCGUCGCCGGUCAUGGGCAUGACCGAUCUGGCUGGACUGCUCAAUGCAGACCUCGGCACCUUGUUCUAG
This is a messenger RNA of Aspergillus eucalypticola CBS 122712, 2334 nucleotides long. RefSeq lists its product as uncharacterized. The record is from RefSeq and is a predicted model, not a curated record. Bases 1 to 2334 code for a protein of 777 amino acids. NCBI's taxonomy places the organism in Eukaryota, Fungi, Ascomycota, Eurotiomycetes, Eurotiales, Aspergillaceae. The transcript has 8 exons.